Messenger RNA from Xenopus laevis (African clawed frog), 1077 nucleotides. RefSeq names its product myelin-associated glycoprotein-like. The transcript is spliced from 4 exons. Bases 1 to 912 code for a protein of 303 amino acids. Lineage: Eukaryota; Metazoa; Chordata; Amphibia; Anura; Pipidae. The record is from RefSeq and is a predicted model, not a curated record.
AUGGAACUUCACAUUUCUUCCAAGAGGAUAUUUCUGCUGGCGGCUCUUCAAGGUUGGUUCCCAGGCUCAGAGUCUCAGGAUCCCUCGGUUUAUCUCCCACAGUCCAUCACAGCACUGAAGGGAUCCUGUGUGGAGAUCCCCUGCACAAUCAAUGUGGUGCCUACAGACUUCCAUCUGAUCUGGUACAGGGAACAAUCAUUUACUGACCCAGAAAUCUUCAAUAACAAAAAUCCAUCCAGUAUAAAUGCAGAAUUCACAGACAGAACUUCCCUGGUGGGGAACAAGUCAAACAGCUGCUCCUUGAGGAUUGAUGACGUGAGAGAUGGUGGAACAUAUUAUCCGUAUAUCCCAGACAAGCCAGUGCUAAAGUUGCCCACUAAUCUGACUAAAGGAGUUUCUGUCCGUAUCACCUGCUCUGUACGACACACCUGUACCCACAAUCCCCCUGUGCCCCAAUGGAACAAAGUCGGCUUUAACAAAACAGAUCGGAGAGAAGAACUUGAGGGCGGAGUCUGGAGAUUUGUACAGGAAAUGGAUUAUAUCCCGACCUAUCAGGAUCAUGGCACUCCUAUUAUAUGCCAAUCUGAAUAUCCAAUGGGACGAGUCUCACAAGAAAGUCUCAUUUUAAAUAUCACAUAUCCUCCCCAAAAUGUACUGAUCAUUAAACUUGAUGGAGAAAAUAAAAUAAAAGCAGAGCAAGUGACUUUACGAUGUACCAGCAAUGCCAACCCCCCUGCUCAGUCCUAUACCUGGUUCCGCAUUAAUAAAGAAGGAGAGGAGGAAGAGCUGAAAGAACACGGGGAGAAAAUAACUAUAAACUGGGAGAAUGUAAAAUAUUUCUGCUCUGCAAGGAACGAGCUGGGAAAAAAUGAUUCUUUCAUAAUGGAUCUGAGCUCCUUCUGUAAGUACUAAAAGUCAUUCCGAUUUAGUUUUAUUUGAUUCAGCAAUGUAAACCUAAAACAAAAGUCUUCUCUACUUCAACUGAGUUGUAUUGGGUGUCCCAACGUUUUAAAUUCUUGUACUUGCCAUAAUGCCUGGAUUAUCCCCUAUAAUUUGGGCAUGUGUAUAACCAGUCAC